AUGAAGGAGACAGCGGUUGUGGCUUGUUUGCUGGCUGAGCUGUCUCUAGCUGCUUUUGUUCUGGCCUCCGAGGGGGCCGCUCAUUGCCCUGCAUUGUGUCGAUGUGAGAUACGACCCUGGUUCUCACCCAGCUCUAUUUACACUGAGGCUGCCACUGUGGACUGUAAUGACUUGGGCCUCUCAGCGCUACCGGAGAGGCUCCCCUCAGAAACACAGGUACUGCUGCUACAGACAAACAACAUCGUUAAUGUGGAGAAAACUUUGGAUUACUUGGCCAACAUCACUGAAAUCGACUUGUCUCAGAAUAACAUUUCCUCUGUGAGCGAUGUUUGUCUGGGGUCUCUCCCCCAGCUGCUGUCACUCCACAUGGAGGAGAACUGGAUUCAGGAGCUUACUGACAGCUGCCUCACCUCUCUGCCCAACCUCCAGGAGUUCUACAUCAACCACAACCUGAUUUUCUCCAUCAGCCCCAGGGCCUUCCAGGGCCUGGGCAGGCUGCUGAGGCUCCAUCUCAAUUCUAAUCGACUGACAAGUGUCAACAGCCAGUGGUUCCAGCAGCUUCCCAGCCUGGAGAUAUUGAUGCUGGGAGAAAACCCCAUUCUCCAGCUGUCAGACAUGAACUUUAAACCUCUGACUAACCUCAGAAGCCUCGUGCUUGCCCGGAUGAAUCUGACUGAAAUCCCUGACAAUACUCUGGUUGGUCUUGAGAACUUGGAGAGCAUCUCAUUUUUUGACAACCUGCUUAAUCGAGUUCCCCGAGCAGCACUGACAAGAGUCCAGAACCUGAAGUUUCUGGAUUUGAAUAAGAACCCCAUUGAGAGGAUCCAGAGAGGCGACUUCAUGGACAUGAUGCAUCUCAAGGAGCUCGGUAUCAACAGCAUGCCUGAGCUCAUAUCCAUUGACAGUUUUGCCCUGAACAACCUGCCUGAGCUGACAAAAAUCGAGGCCACCAACAAUCCCAGGUUUUCCUACAUCCACCCGAGGGCGUUCCACAAACUCCCCAGGCUGGAAACCCUGAUGCUGAACAGCAAUGCUCUGAGUGCGCUCCAUCACAGCACUGUGGAGUCCCUGCCCAAUCUGCGAGAGGUCAGUCUGCACAGCAACCCCAUCCGCUGUGACUGCGUCAUCCGCUGGGUCAACAUGAACAGGACAGCUGUUCGGUUCAUGGAACUAGACUCCUUGUUCUGUGUGGAGCCUCUGGAGUACCAAGGCCAGCACGUCCGACAGGUACACUUCAGGGAGAUGACAGAGAUCUGCCUUCCUCUGAUCUCACCUGGGAGCCUCCCAGAUCAGGUCGAGGUUGGCAAAGGGAGCUCGGUGUCACUGCACUGCCGGGCGUUUGGAGAACCGGAGCCUGAGAUCUACUGGGUGACGCCGUUGGGUGACCGGGUCUUGCCUGGCAGCGUGUCUGAUAAGUACUACAUGCACCCUGAGGGAACUUUUGACAUCUACGAUGCCUCGGAGCAGGAGGCCGGCUCGUACACCUGCGUCGCCCAUAAUCUUGUUGGGGCAGACCUCAAGUCUGUGACGGUUGUGGUGGACGGAUACUUUGCCCAGCCUUCAAACCAACCACUACGGGUAUAUGCUACAUCUGUUCAGUCUCAUUCUGUGAUGGUUUCCUGGGAAAGUACAGGUGGUUUGGUAUCACAACUAAAUUGGUCCAUAUUAGCCAAAGGCAGUGACCUCUUGAUACCAUUCACUGCCAGGCUUCCUGCAGAUGUCAAAGAGUACCACAUCAAACAGCUGAAGCCAUCCACCUGCUACCAGGUUUGUGUUGAGGUUGGUGCAGCACAGCCUGGAUACAGCAGGGACUGUGUUAACAUCACCACAAAGGAGGCAGCUGUCCUGAGGGAGAAGACAGAGAACUGGGACAGUCUGGUGAUGGUUACCUGUGCUGUGUUUUUUAUUAUGGUUGCUGUGGCCUGCUCUGUCAUCUAUACAUCUCUGUAUAGCCAAGUGUUUUACAGGAAACUGAUAGCAGACCCGACUGAAACACUGCUGAUUCCCGGCACCCAUUCCUCCUCCUCCUCUUCUUUCCUGGAAUUUGGUGUGUCUGGGGUCAAGGUGAGAGCAACUGUAAUAGACUUUGCGGACGACUCCAUGUAA
Toxotes jaculatrix (banded archerfish) is the source of this 2106-nucleotide messenger RNA. RefSeq names its product leucine-rich repeat neuronal protein 3-like. The transcript has a single exon. Gene Ontology annotation, molecular function: protein binding. The record is from RefSeq and is a predicted model, not a curated record. Gene Ontology annotation, cellular component: extracellular matrix. The coding region runs from base 1 to 2106 and encodes 701 amino acids. NCBI's taxonomy places the organism in Eukaryota, Metazoa, Chordata, Actinopteri, Toxotidae.